CUUAAAGACCUAUCCAUUGUCCUCUCGCCCUCGUCAUUAUUAUUCCAUACCGAUCUAUCACCAGUCUUUAAAACAUCCCUUGGUCCGAGUCAUUGCGGUCGAACCACCUCCCCAUUCCUUUCUCUAUCACAGACUCUUUGAUUGCACCAUUGUAUUUCAGCCUUCUGGUCCCACUCAUCCUAGAUCCCUUCUUCCCGCUUACAAGGCGUCCAUUCUAGUGUCACAAAGAAUUUCUAGAAAGACCACUUGUCUCAGGACACACACCUUGUCGCAAUGACGGUCUUCGUCGCUUCACUCUUCCUUCCCUACACCAUCAACUUCCAAGCUACUGAGCUGAGAUAUGCUCGUCGCAAAUCGUCCAGCAGUUCCUCUCAGGGAGACGGGAAGAUUGUAGGGCGGCUGGCUGAUACCAAUCGGAAGCGUCAUUCCAAGAGCAUCAGUCUCUACACACCAGGGGCAACCACUGAAGAUGAACGGAUCUUCAAGCCAUACAUUUCCCGAGCUGCGGGGGAGAUCCCCAUUGCAGAUGACCCCAAUGGUCCGGGUCCUAGCGAGCCUCGGACAGUCUCCUGGGGCCAGAGCCGGAAGUUCAACCAGCCACGCUCCAAGGCUUCUCUGUACCCGGAACCAUCUAUCCUCAGUCGAUUUGAAAUAGACGAGCUAGGUAACCCGGCAUAUCUGGAUGCUCCCUUGGAUGCCAUCAGCUCGGAGGAAGAGCAUGGCAGUCCGCGAGCACUGCUCUCUGAAAUGGACUGGGUCGUCAAAGCUGCUGAGCAAGGCAAUGGUGGCCUGCGAAAUGCCAUUAAUGCCGCCGAAGAGGCUGGCAUGCUGACUGACAAGAUGUGGGUGGGGACCUUGGGUAUGCCCACCGACUCCUUGAAGGACGAGACUCGUGCCAGUAUCUCCGAGGCCCUUGAAGAUGAGUUCGAGUCCUUGACCGUCUUCGUCAACGACAGCGAGUUCGAGGGGCACUACACCCAUUUCUGUCGUGCCGUCCUUUGGCCUGCCUUCCACUACCAAAUGCAGGAAAGCCCUCGACACACAGAGUAUGAUGAUUACUCUUGGAAACAGUACGUGAGGGUCAACGAGGCCUUUGCGGACAAGAUCGCUGCCUACUGGCGCCCAGGGGAUAGUGUUUGGAUCCAUGACUAUCACCUUCUUCUUCUUCCUUCCAUGCUCCGGGAGAGAUUACCCAAUGCGGAGAUUGGAUUCUUCAUGCACACUGCCUUCCCAUCCUCUGAAAUCUUCCGGUGCCUCAAUGCCAGAGACGCGCUGCUCCAUGGUCUACUGGGUGCAGACCUGAUCGGGUUUCAGACGGAGGAAUAUUGCUACCACUUUCUCCAGUCAUGUAUCCGUCUACUCGGCCUGGAGGUAUCCGUCGAUGGUGUCCAGCUCGAGAAGAGGUUCGUCAACGUGCGGAACAUGCCCAUUGGCGUCGAUCCGAAAGCCCUAGAUCUGCUCCGCAGGUCUACCGAGGUCAAAGAUUGGAUCGCGAACAUCAGUUCCAGAUACAAGGGAAAGCACUUGAUUGUCGCCAGAGACCGUCUGGAUGCCCCCGGCGGUAUUAAGCAGAAGCUCAUGGCUUAUGAAUUGUUCUUGAAGCAAUACCCCAAGUGGAGAGACAAGGUUGUCCUUGUUCAAAUCGCUUCAGCCUCAGAGUUACCUGAGCUAGAAGCGCAGGUUUCGAAGAUAGCCAUGCGAAUCAACUCAGUGUACUCGAGUUUGACUCAUCAGCCGCUGGUCUUCCUUCGCCAAGAUAUCAGUUACUCCCAAUUCUUGGCUCUCAUGAGCGUCGCUGAGAUCUUUAUGGUCACCAGUCUGAGGGAAGGUAUGAACCUCAGCAGUCACGAUUACAUCCACUGCCAAGAUGGAAUCUUGACAUCGCAGCGCCAUGGCUCCCUCAUCUUGAGUGAGUUUACUGGCAGUGCCUCGAUCUUCAGCGGUCACGAACUCAUGGUCAAUCCAUGGGAUUACAAGGAGGUUGCCGACACGAUAGACAAAGCACUUGAGAUGACCCCCGAGCAGAAACAGCGCAACUGGGAGUUCCUGCUCGAAAAGAUGACUCCUCACACAGCUCUAGCCUGGUUCAACUCGUUCCAGUCCGCACUGACCAAAGCCCACAGCGCACAACUGUCUCGUGAACUCAGCCAGGUAAAGCCUCUUUCGCUCGAUGCGGUAAAAGGCGCGUACGACGAAUCCACUGCACGGUUGUUCUUCUUGGAGGUUGAGGGCACAGUCGCUUCCAGCCACGGUGGACCGGCUAGCCUAGUCUCUGUGCUUGAGCGGUUACUGGAGGACCCAAAGAACUUGGUAUACGUGACCAGCAGCAAAAGCCCCGAACAGCUCGAAUCCAAGCUCGAGUCACUAUCCACUAAAGUCGGAAUCAUUGCGGAGAACGGUUGUUUUGUACGACAAAUUGGAAACUCCAACUGGGAAACACUAGUAGACAUGGAGAAAGCCAAGGACUGGCGGAAUGGCAUCCGCAAGGUGAUCCAAUAUUACCACGAGCGGGUCGAGGGAAGUGUGAUGGAGGAAGGUCGCUGUCUGCUGAAUUUCUGGUAUCAUGAUGCACUUGACCCCGAGGCGGCCGCCCGCCAGGCUUCUGGCCUUGCCGAUCAGAUUAAUGGCACUCGAGGCAGUGAAGCCAUUCGCGUGGUCCUCACCGAGUGCGCAGUGAGUGUUGAACCCUUGGACAUGACGAAAGCCAAAGCGGCCGAUGCCGUCUUGCAACACCUGGAUCAGAUCCCGGACUUUUUGUUUGUGGCAGGCGGAGCUCGCGGCGAUGAAGCCCUGUUCCGAUGGGCGAACCGCCUUCAAACUGACGAGAAAAACCCCAGCGUCACCACUCUCACCGUGGGUACUCACGCCACAGAAGCAAGAGCCGUUACCCCCGAGGGAUUGGGCAUUGCUGACAUCGUAGAUGCUUUGGUCUUCUCUCUUCCCGAGGGUCACCUCGAUGGACAGUCCGAUGACCUCGUCACCAACACUUGUCCCGUCCAGGACGGACAUGAAGAGAACGAGCAGACUAACGGGCACGCUCCGGCAACACCUCCUCCCGUCUCCGAAAAGCAUCAUCCAAACGGAUACGCCACCCCUCCCAUGUCUCCGACUCCGGACUGGCAUCUUGUGGAACACUCGCCCACUCUGAAUGGCAUAAACGGAGUGACUCAAUCAUUAUGACCUGACAUCCUCACGUUUGAUACCGACCUCUCCCGAGGGCUCACUAACACCUGUCCUUCUACUUCUCUCUACUUACCUUUUUACCUUUUCAUGCAGCCUUAUCUCCCUCUCUUCUAUUCCCCGGUUCGAGAGAAACCCUGUAGCAUCUUCUUGCCGUGCCAUGAUAUAAUAUGACCUUAAUUUUCAGACACUACUAUAAUUACCUUCUCGGUAACAUUUUAUCACGUCUGUCUAUUUUAUUCUUUUUUUUUUUUUCCCUACCGCGGAUGUGACGUAUCACGGCGAAUGGAGACACGAUGAAAGCCAGAAGAUUUGCAAUGUGAUGUCGAAUGAUAUGUCUAGACUAACUAAAUCCCUUAACC
This is a messenger RNA of Aspergillus homomorphus CBS 101889, 3542 nucleotides long. Its product is annotated as trehalose-6-phosphate synthase. The coding region runs from base 274 to 3180 and encodes 968 amino acids. Gene Ontology annotation, molecular function: catalytic activity. Gene Ontology annotation, biological process: trehalose biosynthetic process. Gene Ontology annotation, cellular component: alpha,alpha-trehalose-phosphate synthase complex (UDP-forming); cytosol. Lineage: Eukaryota; Fungi; Ascomycota; Eurotiomycetes; Eurotiales; Aspergillaceae. The transcript is spliced from 3 exons. The record is from RefSeq and is a predicted model, not a curated record.